GUCAUCGACUCAGUUCAUCCGUCCUUUGAGAGACCGCCGCUUGGUUUAGCGCUGGAGGGUUUCGAAGAGGAAGAGGGAGAGGAGGAAGAUGGGGUCCAGGACGGGUCUGGUCGAGGAGCUGAUCGAGAGGAACUGCGGUGUCGCCGUAAUCGACGGAGGCCUCGCGACGCAGCUGGAGGCGCUCGGCGCCGACAUCAACGGUCCCCUCUGGAGCGCCCGCUGCCUCAUCUCAGAUCCCCACCUCAUCAAACAGGUUCAUCUUCAGUACCUUGAAGCAGGUGCUGAUAUACUGGUGACAUCAUCUUAUCAGGCGACAAUUCCUGGAUUUUUGUCCAAAGGUUUCUCCAUUGAAGAAGGAGAGUUGUUACUUCAACAAAGUGUCAAACUGGCCCUUGAAGCCCGAGAUAAUUUUUGGAAACUCAAUGCUGACAACUACUAUAUUCGUGCUUUGGUGGCAGCUUCAAUUGGGAGCUAUGGAGCUUAUCUUGCAGAUGGUUCAGAAUAUAGUGGGCAUUAUGGACCAGAUAUGAACUUGGAGAAACUGAAAGAAUUUCACAGGCGACGAUUGCAAGUUCUUGUAGAUGCUGGCCCAGAUUUGCUGGCAUUUGAAACCAUUCCUAAUAAGCUUGAAGCACAGGCAUUAGCUGAGCUUCUUGAUGAAGAAAACAUCCAAAUUCCAUCUUGGAUCUGUUUCAGCUCUGUGGAUGGUGAACAUAUGUCUUCUGGAGAGGACUUUAAAGAAUGUCUUGACAUAUUAAAUAGGAAUGAAAAAGUCAACAUUGUUGGGAUAAAUUGUGCAUCACCACAGUUUAUAGAGAACCUUAUUCUUAAAUUUAAAAAGUUAACAAACAAACUGUUGGCUGUUUAUCCAAACAGUGGUGAAGUGUGGGAUGGUAGGGCUAAAAGAUGGCUGCAACCAGAGCGUGUCGGUGAAAAGAGCUUUGAAUUUCUUGCAAAAAGAUGGCAUGAAUGUGGUGCUAGUCUUAUUGGAGGAUGCUGUCGAACAACACCUUGCACCAUACGAUCGAUUUCCAAGUUGCUAAAGAACAUGUCCUGACUAAUUUUUGGAUCUAACGGAUUCGAGGGAUAGCAUGAAAUUUUCAGUGUCGACGAUGGGAACUCUUCUAUACUCAACAUUGUCAGCAGUAGUUCAAUCGAACUUCAAAAAAGGUCGAGAAAAAGAUGUAGUCAUCAGAUGCUGAUCAAUGUCAACUCUCGGCAGUUUUCCUCAGAUGGUAACGGUCAUUACUUGCAAUUAUAUUUUGAUUAGCAAUUAAUAUUUAUUUAACAGUGAUCUCAAUUCCCAUGUAACCUAUUAUUACUUGUUGCAUAAACCAGCUGUAACACAUUUGCCCUCACCUACUUGGAUAUAUAACACAUAUAUGUCCCUCCAUUAUUAACA
This is a messenger RNA of Musa acuminata AAA Group (dessert banana), 1402 nucleotides long. Its product is annotated as homocysteine S-methyltransferase 1-like. The record is from RefSeq and is a predicted model, not a curated record. The transcript has 8 exons. Gene Ontology annotation, biological process: S-methylmethionine cycle. Gene Ontology annotation, molecular function: S-adenosylmethionine-homocysteine S-methyltransferase activity; zinc ion binding. The coding region runs from base 89 to 1057 and encodes 322 amino acids. Lineage: Eukaryota; Viridiplantae; Streptophyta; Magnoliopsida; Zingiberales; Musaceae.